Molecule: messenger RNA, 2064 nt
Organism: Canis lupus familiaris (dog)
Lineage: Eukaryota; Metazoa; Chordata; Mammalia; Carnivora; Canidae
Gene: JAM2
Product: junctional adhesion molecule 2
Exons: 10
Coding region: 488-1384 (298 amino acids)
Biological process (GO): leukocyte tethering or rolling
Cellular component (GO): protein complex involved in cell adhesion; tight junction; cell surface
Source: RefSeq, a predicted model, not a curated record
AAGGAGGAGAGGAGUUGGAGCUGGGCGGGCGGAGCUGCCCCCCCGCGGCCCCCGCGGCCCCCGCAGCCCCCGCAGCCCGCGCGCCCGGGCUCCUCGCCCCGGGGACAGCUGGCAGCCCCGCGCCCCGCCGGACACAAAGCCGCUCGGGGCCCGCGGCGCAGGGGCGGGGGCGCCCCCGGGGCUUCCCUUCCGCCGCUCGCCUCCUCGCGCGCCCUCAUUCGGACCCAGCCCACACCUCGCCUGCAUCCUCCGCCCUCCCCCCCCCCCCGCCGCACCCCGCCCCAGCCCGCCCCCCAGGGGGGAGCAGCGCAGACCCCCGCGCUCCCCCUUCCCAGCCCUCGCGCAGGCCACACCUGCCCCCGGGCCGCCCCCCGGCCGGGCACGGACCCCCCUCCCGCGUCUCUCCUCCGCUCCCGCCCCCAGAACUUCAGGGGCCCCCGCCCGGCCUCCCCGCCUCCGAGGAGCCUCCAGCUCGGACCCCGCGAAGAUGGCGAGGAGGAGCCGCCACCGCCUCCUGCUGCUGCUGCUGCGCUACCUGGUGGUCGCGCUGGGCUAUCAUAAGGCCUAUGGAUUCUCUGCUCCAAAAGGCCAUCAAGUGGUCACAGCAACAGAGUAUCAAGAGGUUAUUUUAGCCUGCAAAUACCCAAAGAAGACCAUCUCCUCCAGAUUAGAGUGGAAGAAACUGGGCCGGAGUGUCUCCUUUGUCUACUACCAACAGGCUCUUCAAGGUGAUUUUAAAGAUCGAGCCGAGAUGAUAGACUUCAGUAUACGGAUCAAAAACGUUACAAGAAAUGAUGCUGGGAAAUACCGCUGUGAAGUUAGUGCCCCAUCUGAGCAAGGCCAAAACCUGGAAGAAGAUACGGUCACUCUAGAAGUGCUAGUGGCCCCAGCAGUUCCAGCAUGUGAAGUACCCAAUUCUGCUCUGAGUGGAACUGUGGUAGAAUUGCGAUGUCAAGACAAAGAAGGGAAUCCAGCUCCCGAGUACACCUGGUUUAAGGAUGGCGUUCCUUUGUCAGAGAAUCCAAAACUUGGCUCCCAAAGCACCAACAGCUCCUAUACAAUGAAUACAAAAUCGGGAACUCUGCAAUUUAACACUGUUUCAAAACUAGACAGUGGAGAAUAUUCCUGUGAAGCCCGUAAUUCUGUUGGACAUCGCAGGUGUCCUGGGAAGCGAAUGCAAGUAGAUGAUCUCAACAUCAGUGGCAUCAUAGCAGCUGUAGUAGUUGUGGCCUUAGUGAUUUCUGUUUGUGGCCUUGGCGUGUGCUACGCUCAGAGGAAAGGCUACUUUUCCAAAGAGACUUCGUUCCAGAAGAGUAGUUCUUCAUCUAAAGCCACCACAAUGAGUGAAAAUGAUUUCAAGCAUACAAAAUCUUUUAUAAUUUAAAAGAAUUCCACCUUUGAGAGACGCCAAAAACACAGUUGUUACACAAGUUAUUAAAGGGUUAUAAAACUCUGCUUUGUCUUACAUUUGCAAAGAGGUACAUGAAGAGAUGAAGUUGGUAUUUCGUGAUAAUUUCUAUGAUUGUUAAAUUACUUGAAAUUGCUAUUUUAAACAAAUAGUUCUGUCAGCACCUAAAUAAAAUAUAGUCUGGCUUUUUAUGUCUGGACUAAGUUAAAAGAAUCACAAUACUUUAAUAUUCUGGGGUGUAUGAAAUGUUAAAUGUCCUAACUUCUAGAGAAAGUUACUAAAAUAUAGGAUACUGAUUGUGAAAUUAAUCCACAGAGCAUGAAAAUACAAACUGUGUGCACCGUCUGUGCAGGAGCCUGAUUUACAGGGUUUAGAAAAUACUGACAGACGCAAAAGGAAACUCUGGUCUCAUUUCUCCUGGAAUCCUCUUUUCUCCCCUAAUACAAUCCUUACUCCGCUGCUCAUUUAUCACUAAUCUAUUCGCAAGAGGGAGGUAGCAGGAGUGGGUCUUAUUCCCAAGGAUUUGCACUUUGUGUUUAUUUUUAUUUCUAAGAACCAAAAGCAACAACAUGAAGAAAAACAUCUAAUGGCCAGAGCUCACUCCCCUGGUGUGUGUCAUUGAUUUCUUCAUUAAACAUAAUUUUGAGAGUCAAACA